Messenger RNA from Mobula hypostoma (lesser devil ray), 2075 nucleotides. It is a transcript of the gene cnbd1, whose product is annotated as cyclic nucleotide binding domain containing 1. The record is from RefSeq and is a predicted model, not a curated record. Bases 89 to 1456 code for a protein of 455 amino acids. Lineage: Eukaryota; Metazoa; Chordata; Chondrichthyes; Myliobatiformes; Myliobatidae. The transcript is spliced from 13 exons.
GCAACCGGGGCCCGCAGUUAGAUGGAAGGGAAGAGCUGGUUCGGGUGCUUGCGGUAGUAGUACGAGCCGGUUGGCUCUGACUCCCGGAAUGAACUAUUUUUCAGGAAUAGAUUAUGAUAAUUUGCGGAAAUUAUGCAACAUCAGUGGUCUACAGAACAGGGAUAACUCCAGAAGUACACCUGAAGCUCACAAGGAAUUCCUACAGCAAUAUAGAAAUAUAUUUAUUCAACCAAAAGCUGUGUUACCCAAGAUUCCUGAAUUAGCAAGCACAUUGAGCAAAAGAUCAAAUAGAAAUGUGUCAGCAAAAGAUGAUAAUCAUCUGAAAAAACUACAGUCCAAGCAGGAUGGUGUGCCACAUCAUUUCCAAAAACAAGUUAAAAUCCUAACUGGAAUACUUAGUAAGCUUCCCUAUUACAGAACACGCUCCGAGCAUCUGAUUAUUUAUAAAAUACUGAGAUUAUUUCCAGCAAUCAACACACAGUUUACAGACCCAGAGCUGAAAGAUCUAAGUGGACGGAUAAUCAUGGAAUCAUGGGACAGAGGUUGCAUAGUAUUUGGAUACCAAGCAUUCUAUAUGAUCCUAAAAGGCUGUGCCAAGCCCUAUGAAAUGCUUGGAAACACAGUAAACUCUAAAGAUCUACAUUCUUGGCUUGAUCCAACAAUAAAAUUGUUGUCUUUUGGAGACAGCUUUGGUUCUUUGAUACCUAUUCCAAAUGACACCGCUCACAGGGUUUUGUCAGUACUUACGCAGGCCAACUGUGAACUUGUCAAAAUAUCCGUCGGACAAUAUGAAAAUGUGAAAAAGGAAAUAUUGGUGCAUAAUUAUGCAUUGAAAGAAGAGCUGGUCCAAGCAUGUCCAUUUUAUCAGCAAUGGCCAAAACUGUCUCUUCAUAAGCUGAUUGAGUUAAUCAAGUGGAAGAAUUUUCCAAAAGAUUAUGUUAUAGUAAAAGAAGGUGAAAUCAGUUCAUUUGUAGGAUACAUAAAGUCUGGCCAGUGCAACAUUUUCAAAGACAUAGAAGGCCUGGUGAACCUUCCACUUGGAAAAACGGUAAGUGAAUUGAAGCAAGUUAUCAUGGGAAAACUUGGAGAAAAUGAAUCUUUUGGAGAGAUCAGCAUUCUUCUUAAAAAACCCUUCACCUGUUCAAUUAUCACAGCAACGAAAGUUGAACUUGGAGUUAUUUCAGAUCAUGAUUUGUUAGAACUUGAUUCGGUAAUUCAAACGCUUCUUCAGCAUACAGCAGAACCAAUCCUGGGUAACCUCACUCAGGAAGAAAUCAGUAAUAGAUAUGUUUUUCUGGAAAAGGAGAAAAAGUGGAGAAAGUUUAAGGAAAAAGUGAUCAAAGAAACCAUUUUGUACAGAGGAAUAAAAUUUGAUGUUGGAAAAUGGAACCAAAGCUGGAGUAGAAAUGAACGAUCAAAGGCAAAACUGUGUCCUUCGUUUAAGUCUAUGACCUGAUUGAAACAACAAGAUGGAUCUUUAAUCAUCUAAUUCUUACUAACAAUUGGAGUUCACUAUUUGUGCUCCCAUUUCCCACCUCUUAUGUCUCUUAAAAAAGUAUAUUGCCGUAGAACAGGAAACUAAAUAUUAUUUUCAGUAUUUCCUUUAUUUAUUUUCAUUAUUUAAGACUGUUGUGUCUUAUAAACAAUGUACAUGGUAUGAUCUUUCAUAGUGUAUUACUGUAUUGUUUUCCCACUUUCACUUCACAUACUGAAAAAUACUUUAUUUGUCGGCUACAAGGGGAUUCAAUUAACUUAUUUUUCUCCAGCAAAUAAACCUUCAAUGAAUGACAUAGCAAACGGAUAUGUCAAUUAAAUUUAGGUUUCCUCAUUAGAGUUAUAUUUUUGUAUUUGGUAUUAUUUAUUUAGAAUGCUUACUCUGGAAAAUCUUAAAUGUAAAGCUACAUGACACAUGAUCACAAAGCUUUUAGGUUAAUCUCAUUGCAAACAAAAGGUCUAAUAACCACAAUCAUACAAAUUUUACUAGCAUCAGUAAGAACAUAGCUGAUGCAAAUACUGUACCAGACCAAUGCCAAUUAUGAACUACGUACAAAUGUAGAACUUAGGUGCUGGAGGAA